AUGUCCGUUGUAGUGACCUCAGACUCCAAGAGCGAGUAUCAAGGCAGCAACCAUUCCUCCUUGCCCGCACCGGACACACCUGGCCCCUGCACUCGUGUGACAACACAGUCGUCUAAUCGAGAAUUUCAGAGUGGAGCCAUCAGGCCGACAGUCCGCUGUACCCAUGGGAAUAGCGACCAAUCUCCCUCACCCACACUGGACACGCCUGGCCCCCGCACGCGUGUGACAACACAGUCAGCCAAUUGCAAAGCUCAGACUGGUCCCAUCAGGCCAACGGUCCGCCGAACCCAUGGGAAUGGUGGCCAACUACCAGCUCGCCUGCAAAGGGGCGCUUCUACCACUUUGUCUGCCCCACCGGCCUGUGGGGCCUCUCGACCAAGACCUAAUGAGGAUGUUUGGUCUCUCCAUUCUUGGUGUUCUCUGUGUACCUGA
Molecule: messenger RNA, 432 nt
Organism: Puccinia graminis f. sp. tritici CRL 75-36-700-3
Lineage: Eukaryota; Fungi; Basidiomycota; Pucciniomycetes; Pucciniales; Pucciniaceae
Exons: 1
Coding region: 1-432 (143 amino acids)
Source: RefSeq, a predicted model, not a curated record